CUGCUGCAGUUCUGCCUUCCAGCCAUCCUUGCACGCGUUUCGUUCUCCAAGCUACUUUGACAUGCAAGUUGACGUGCCUCCACGCAACAUAGUCCUAUUCGGCGAGAGCGGCUGUGGGAAGAGCUCUAUCGUCAACAUGCUCUUGGAGGAGGAACGAGCACAGACCUCGAGCUCUGCCGUCGGAUGCACCGGGAGAUCCACUCCCUACCGCUGCAACCUCCGAGGCCACGAAUUUACGAUCUGGGAUACCUGUGGCCUCAACGAGGGCGAGCAGGGGACCAUCCAGGACAUGCAAGCCGUAGCUGCACUCUACCACCUGCUCAAGAAACUCCAGGAUGGCGUCAGCCUCCUCGUGUUUUGCAUGCGCGCUCCACGCAUCACCGACACGGCGCACAAGAACUGGAAGCUCUUUCGGGAAAUCGUAUGCCAGAAACGGGUGCCCAUAGUCGUUUCCGUCACGCAUCUCGAGAAGGAGGAGGAUAUGGAUAACUGGUGGGUCGAGAAUGAGCGGGAGUUUCGGCGCUAUGAAAUGAAUCCCGCGCGAGACUUUGGUACGGGGGUGGCUUGUAUUGUCGCUACCAAGGGGAAGAUGAAGAAGGGGAGGUUUGUGUACCAGGAGGAGUAUGACGAAUCGAGGGAGAAGAUGAAGGAUCUCAUCGUGGACAACUAUCUGCGGGUGCCUUGGAAGGUCUCCCCCAUCCAAUGGUUCAACGAGAUUGUCACGACUUCGUACGAGACCGACUGGUGCGGGAACAUAACCAAGGAAAUCCACGAAACGCAUCGGGUCGAAGGGCAAGGAAUCUACGAGCUGAUGUCUCGAUGGGGAGUGACGAAGGAAGAGGCCGUGAAGAUCGCUCAGAUUCUUGAAGGGCGCAAAAAGUGA
Coprinopsis cinerea okayama7#130 is the source of this 883-nucleotide messenger RNA. RefSeq lists its product as hypothetical. Lineage: Eukaryota; Fungi; Basidiomycota; Agaricomycetes; Agaricales; Psathyrellaceae. The coding region runs from base 62 to 883 and encodes 273 amino acids. The transcript has 2 exons. The record is from RefSeq and is a predicted model, not a curated record. Gene Ontology annotation, molecular function: GTP binding.